UUUUGUCCAGGUCCCGGAUACAAGUACAAGAGAGAGUCCAGAGUGAAUACCAGGGCCCACAUCCCGGUUCCCGCCCCGAACGUAGGCAUACGUCGUCUGCUGAAGUCACGAAAUCGCUCGUCAUUGUAGAUCGUAGUUACCCUUGGACUUGGGCCUGUUUCACAAUCUCCCUCAGCUGUAGAAGGUUGCUCGAAAGCUCGUUGAGUCUCUCAAAUCGUGUUGGUCUUUCGAAAAAUUAACCGUCACCCAAAGAGAACGUCAUAUAUUGCUUGAACUGCUGUCCGGCAUCUUGAAAAGUCCCAGCCUUUGACGAUCAUCAUGUCUACAGACUACAAUGAGCGCCCUCAGUUUGAGGAGACCUCGGGAAAUAAGACUUUCCGAAAGAUGAGGGAAAAUCCAAUGGUUCCUAUCGGUAUGGCGGGCUUCUUUGUGGCUGCGAUUUAUGGUGCUCGCCAGUUCAAGAACAGGCCCAAGAACAUGUCUGCCUCCAUGUACAUCAUGAGGUUCCGUGUGUUUGCCCAGAGCAUCGCUGUCGGAGCCAUGGGCAUUGGCAUUGGCUACACAAUUCUUAAAGAUAUGUUUGUCAAAAAAAGUCCAAAUGAAAGUGAAGCGAAGUAAAGGGGAGUUUUUAACUUAAGGUUGUUAAAAAGUCUCCUGAAUUUAAUAACAGUUAUAGUUCCACUUGCUACCUACAACCAACUGUUGGUUCAUGUAAACACAUGUUCACAAACAUAACAUGAUUGUUUGUCUGUGAAUUCAUGACAUCAUGUUUUGUUGUGUUGGGUGGCAAAAUAUUUAUUAUUAAAUAAAUCUCAAAUUUUCUCUCGGAGAAGAGAUUUCAUUGAUCAAAAACAUUUUUAUUAAUGACACAGUGCUGGAGGUAAAUAUCUUGAUGGUGGAAAAUCUGGCUGCUUGUAUGGACUGCUUGUGUGAAUAUAACAGGCAUUUAAAAGAAUUUAUGGAACAAUUUUGCCUUCCACUGCAAAAACGCAAGAAUAAGAUGCUUGGACACCAGAGGUCUUUCUGUGCUUUAAGUGCUGUACACCCUGGGGUCUGCCUCAACAAACCUCUGUUACACUGGUCUAAAUUUCGUUUGUUUUCGGAAUUCUAAAGGUUUAACCUUACAGCCCUAGUUUUGUUUAGUUCCCUCACAAAUUCCCGUUUCCCCCAGACCCAGUCAUGUACAUUUCCCUCACAAGGUGCCAGCCUCCUCACGGCCAAACCUCUGGUUACAGUAAUCUAUGAUCUACUACUUCAAACAAAGCAGUAUAGAAAUUUGUUUAAUAUCUGCAAAAAAAUUACAGACACAAUCAGUAUUGACUGGGCCUGAGGAGUCGAGGAAUCCAGUUUUACAUAGGCUAGAAUAAUAGCCUGCUGCUGUAAGUGUUAAUAGAUUCAUUAAAAAAAAACACCCAUAGGCCCUGAGAUGGUCCAUUUAUCCUGUUAUGCAGUACAGGGGUGUGUCUAAGUCUUGUAGUUUGUGGAGAAUCACCUAAGUGGUGAACAGAGAGGUAGACUUAUGGCAAUAAAGACAGGCUGAUGCGGUGACUCUAAACCUCCUCAGCAUACCACAUUGACCUUUUUAAAUGAUAAGGAAGGUAUACUUUGGCUACCUUCUAUUACAAUUGAUUUUUACAUUGAAAAAUGACAUGUUGUACAGCUGUCAGUGAGACAAGAAAAUGAUCAUUUUCAGUGUCUGUAGAUUGAGACAAUCCCUUUACUGUGACCAUGAAUAGGAGGACAGACUGUGUGCGAGCAGUGUUGUAACUACAACCCAUUGUCUUUGCGAGCUCUGUUUACAGAGUCGAGUGGGGUUUGUUCAAAGAUACAGCUGACAUUUUAUUCGUGAGACACAGGCUGAGGGUAGUACUGGGAAUAUAUUUUUUUAUCAUAAAGGAUAGGUAAACAAUAAAAAGACAGUACAUGUGCUAAUUCUCUAAUUUCCGCUCUACAUUCUGAACUCUAAGUAAUAGUUCUCAAUGUUGUAGCUGACAUUGUAAUUUUAUCUUCAAGAAGUUUAUUGGUGCUUUUCUAGAUUUUCAAUACGGUUCCCUCUUCUUCAGUCUUUCCAGUCCGGACUCAUUGAAUGUUGGUCAGGUCAGAACUAUUUGCCCGAAUCACUCACACUGUGUAAUUUGUUGUUGCUUGGUAACCAAAUAAUAUAAUAGUUACUUCAGGGAUCUUUACUUUACGCUACAACACGCUCAUAAUGGUUGUUAAGCACAUAGAGCAUCCUGUAGAGCAUGGAUGCGCUAUAUAAAUGCAAUUAUUAUAAUUAUCUCAGUAAGAUCCACACUGUUCUCUUCAGUAAAUGUAUAGCUUUUCCUCAUAAAGUAGAGGUUCAUCUGUUGAUUACAACAAAAGACAAAAUGAAUGAGGAUGUGAAUGAGAGAAUUCAUAUAUUUGUCUGUGUGUAUUUAUUUGGGUGCUGUGGAUUAAAUGCAUUUGUCGGAGUGCCAAGAUGAUUUAAUUAAAGUUUUGAAUGAGACAGCUGGUAAUGAUUAACAGGACUUCUGAGUGGACUGACAUGUAUUGAAAAUUUUGCAUAAUGUUUAUACUGACAGUAACUAUAAAGGCUGCUGCCUAUAGGGUUAAUGGUCUCCACAAGCUAAUAAUACCUUUCACUGUUCCUUUUGUACUUUAGAAAUGUCUUGUUGAAUAAAGUUUCAUCUAUAGG
Molecule: messenger RNA, 2677 nt
Organism: Aplysia californica (California sea hare)
Lineage: Eukaryota; Metazoa; Mollusca; Gastropoda; Aplysiida; Aplysiidae
Product: HIG1 domain family member 1A, mitochondrial
Exons: 3
Coding region: 319-618 (99 amino acids)
Biological process (GO): mitochondrial respirasome assembly
Cellular component (GO): mitochondrion
Source: RefSeq, a predicted model, not a curated record